UGCAUAAUUGCCAAACCGCAAGCACGGAGACCGGGCGGUGCAGCUGCCAAGCGCACUCAGUGUGUUGCAUUCUGACUCUACCCUUCGUCGCGGACGCGUACGCUUCUCGGUACAUCUGUUCUGGGAUCUCGUGGCUGGUGUUGUUGGUCUAGCUCGACGCACUGCCCGUCCACACUGUGUUGUACGUUUGCAAAGAGAGAGAGGAAAAAACGACAAAACAUAAACAAACGCAACACCGCGAAACGUUGUGUACCGGAACGAGUAGAAAGUGUGGUUUCCAUUACAUGUGUUUAUGUUAUAGGUGUAACCCGUCCUCGACCAUUUGCAUUGAAAAACAUGCCGAAAAUGAACUGAAAACAGUGGCAGAACAGUGCGUGUGUGUGUUAUGUGUGUGUAUGCGCCUAUCGGUACUGUUAGAAUAGAGUGAAAUCCUUCGUUUCGAGAGUCCCCUUCCCACCAGGAGCUACCGUUUGCCAACCAAUAUUUGGCCCAAUAUCUACCCCAAUUUCGGGAAGGGUAGAACACACCACGAGGGAACGACGGCGCCCCGCCCCGUUGGCUCAUGAUUAUAUUUCACUGUCGUACGCAGUUUUAGCUUCGGUUCUUUCGCCUGUUACGUUCGUGCUGAAGACGCAGCAAGAAGGCAUCCAAAAUGGUCGAGAUUAACAAGAAACUGUUGCCCAUGAAGGCACACUACUUCCUCUUCAAUGCAGGAACGGCUCCAGUAGUGCCUUUUAUGCCGACGCUCGUGCGGCAGCUCGGCUUCUCUACGGUGAUCGUCGGAACGAUCUACACGGUCCUGCCGAUCGUGGGCAUGCUGGUGAAACCCCUGUUCGGCAUCAUUGCCGAUCGGUUUCAGCGCCAGAAGCUGCUGUUUCUGAUCUUUCAGAUCCUUACAGCCGUUCCGUUCUUUCUGAUCAUGUUCAUCCCGGCGAUCCCACAGGACUCGACCGUCACAUUCCACUGCCACAAUGGGGCGGCUGACCUGAAGUACUGCCCGGACAAUGGGACCAGCAUUGACGCGUGCCUGGUGGAAAGCAUCACCACGAACGAGAGCAACGGCACGCUGCUGUGCGAUAUGGAGUGCCGCACCGAACCGUGGAUGUGGGACACGGUGUGCAAGUACUGGAACGUGUCGGCGUACUGCGACGAGAAGAACAUACCGGCCGAUCGCAUCCUCCGACUGACGGGCGUCGUGCCCAACAACCACAUCAAUCUGGUCGACGAGUGUCUGUACUUUAUGCUGCGCGAGGGCCAGAUGGACGGCGACCGGGUACCGCUGUACUGUCCCGCGAACGCGACCGACUUCCGGACGAGCUGCCAGGUGCAGUGCAACAACGAGCAGGUGAUGGGUGCGAUCUCACACUCGAAAAUUGCCGACGGCGACGUGACGGGGCUGUAUCAGUUCUGGUUGCUGUUCCUGUUCCUGAUCGUCAGCUGGGCCGGUAUGGCGGUGGUGGUUAGCGUCGGCGAUGCAAUCUGCUUCGAGAUGCUGGGCGACAAGCCGCACCUGUACGGCAACCAGCGGCUGUGGGGUUCGAUCGGCUGGGGCACGGUGUCUCUGUUUGCCGGCUUCCUGGUCGACACGCUGUCCGAGGGCAAGCUGACGAAGGACUACACGAUCGUGUUUUACAUGACGAUCGUGCUGAUUGGGUUCGAUAUGCUUUGCUCCUCCAAAUUGCAGCACACCCAGACACGCCUGUCCACCAACAUUCUGAAGGAUGUUGGCAAAAUAUUUGUCAACUUCCGGAUUUGUGUCUUUUUCUGCUGGUGUGUGCUGAUCGGCUUCGGAACGGCACUGAUUUGGAACUUUUUGUUCUGGCAUUUGGAGGAUCUGGCCAGCGCCCAGGAAGGAUGUGGCCAUUCGACUUGGAUUAAAACGCUGGAAGGCAUCAUCAUGUCGAUCCAAACGUUCGGCGGUGAGCUGCCAUUCUUUUUCCUGUCCGGUUGGAUACUGAAAAAGAUUGGCCACAUCCACGCGAUGAGCCUGGUGCUGCUUGGGUUCGGCGUACGCUUCCUGCUGUACUCGCUGCUGACCGAUCCGUGGUGGGUCAUACCGAUCGAGUUCAUGAACGGCAUCACGUUCGGUCUGUUCUACGCAACGAUGGCAUCCUACGCCAGCAUCGUUGCACCGCCCGGCACAGAAGCAACCAUGCAGGGACUCGUGGGAGCAGUGUUCGAAGGUGUCGGUGUCUCCCUCGGCAGCUUGCUGGCCGGCAAUCUGUUCCAUCGUAUCGGUGGCAGUGCAACGUUCCGCGCGUUUGGCACGGCGGCGCUCAUACUCUUCGUGCUGCACGUCGUCGUGCAGAAGCUGACCGACCGCUUCAGCAGCCAGGAAACGCGUCCCGGUUACGCACCACCAAAGGAGGCGCUGGAAACGUAGAAGAUGAUGAACCGAUCGUGCCCGGCGGCAGCUAUCAGAAGUAAUGGAAUGGAAGGAACGUUCACUAGCGCCACACGCGGCGAUAGCUUAUUUUAUCGUGUCCUGUCGUGUCUCUGACUAUUUUUUUUUUUCUAACUGACGAAAUGCAUUUAACUAACUUUAUCCUACAAGUGAGACACAUUCCAGUGCGUGUAUGUGCGUGUGCUUAGAAUAGAUACGUGUGUGUGUGUGUGCAUGUGAGUAAACGGGUAUAUUGGGCAUUAUUGCAGAGAUCAGGUGUGUGUGUUUUUUACAAUAUUUACCAAUAAUAGAAGUAGUGUGAAAUAAAGCUCAUUACAUAGUGAAGAAACGACACGAAAA
Anopheles merus is the source of this 2743-nucleotide messenger RNA. Its product is annotated as major facilitator superfamily domain-containing protein 6-like. Gene Ontology annotation, cellular component: membrane. The transcript has 7 exons. The coding region runs from base 653 to 2383 and encodes 576 amino acids. The record is from RefSeq and is a predicted model, not a curated record. Lineage: Eukaryota; Metazoa; Arthropoda; Insecta; Diptera; Culicidae.